Actinia tenebrosa (Australian red waratah sea anemone) is the source of this 718-nucleotide messenger RNA. RefSeq lists its product as uncharacterized. Gene Ontology annotation, molecular function: nucleic acid binding. The record is from RefSeq and is a predicted model, not a curated record. Gene Ontology annotation, biological process: DNA integration. Lineage: Eukaryota; Metazoa; Cnidaria; Anthozoa; Actiniaria; Actiniidae.
AGGGACAUACAGUACCAUUGAUGAUAACCAGCUAGAUGAACUUACUAUGCAAGCAUCUAAUGCACAUCCUGGCAUUGGUAUUAGAAUGCUAAAAGGCUAUUUACAAAGCAAAGGAAUCCGUGUCCAACGUGAAAGGGUUAGAUUGUCGUUAUUACGAAUUGAUCCCAUUGGUAUUGUUCAGAGGUGGCAAUCAACUGUCAAAAGACGUCGCUAUAAUGUGAAAUAUCCCUUAUCAUUGUGGCACAUUGAUGGAAACCACAAACUUAUAAGGUGGAGAAUAGUAGUACAUGGUGGAAUAGAUGGUUAUUCCAGAAUCCCAGUUUACCUAAAGGCAUCUGRCAAUAACAGAGCAGAUACKGUAUUAAAUGCCUUUCUUGAGGCAACAUCCGAGUAUGGUCUUCCAUCGCGUGUAAGAUCCGACAAAGGUGGUGAAAAUGUAGAUGUUGCUUCAUAUAUGUUAAGUCAUAUUCAGAGAGGACCAGGCAGAGGAAGCAUGAUUACAGGUAUAUCAUAGAAUCAGAUCAGUUUUUAUUGAAUGCCAAUUACCUAUGUAUSUUAUUAGAGUCGUUUUCAUUGCACCGUGAAACAUUAGUCAGACUAAUACGUAGUACUUGUUGGUGAUAGCUAGUAUUAGAUCUAGUCUAAUGAACCAAAGGCAACCAUUAUAAUAAGGUGAAUACAUUAACGUGAAAAAUACCAAAAUGAUACUCUUCCGAGU